GGGACAAAAUGCGGCAGAGACUAGUAGUCCACUGGAGCACAGCACAGAUCUCCAUCUCCGGGCUCCGGCGGCAGCGCUCGCACCACACGCACGCACGAAGCUUCCACUGCGGGUUUGCCUGCCGUCGAUAUGGCCGGGGAACUGCGCCACCGUGGCGGCGAAGCGGCGGGCAGCGGCGGGGAAGGAGGAGCCGACGCCCCCGCCGCGGCGAAGGCCAAGGUCGGCGGCGGCGAGGGGAAGGAGGAGGUGGAGGUGGAGGAGGGAAGGAAGGAGGCGCUGGGGUGGCUGGAGUGGAGCCGCGGGUGGAUGGGCGUGGUGGGGGAGUUCUUCUUCCAGCGGAUCGCCGCCAGCCACCUCGCCAACCCGCUCGAGCUGCCCCCGCUCGACGGCGUCUCCGUCGUCGUCACCGGCGCCACCAGCGGCAUCGGCCUCGAGAUCGCCAGACAACUCGCACAAGCAGGUGCCCAUGUUGUGAUGGCAGUUAGGAGACCCAAGGUGGCGCAUGAUCUGAUUCAGAAAUGGCAGAAUGAAAAACCAGAAUGUUCCAUGCCACUUAAUGUCGAGGUAAUGGAGCUUGACUUGAUCUCCCUCGACUCAGUUGCGAAAUUUGCUGAUGCUUGGAAUGCUCGUAUGGCACCCUUACACGUAUUAAUCAACAAUGCUGGCAUUUUCUCUAUAGGAGAGCCUCAGCGGUUUUCUAAGGAUGGAUAUGAAGAACACAUGCAAGUAAACCAUCUCGCGCCAGCACUACUGGCAAUGCUGCUUCUACCUUCCCUUCUUCGAGGCUCUCCGAGCAGAAUUGUCAACGUCAAUUCCGUUAUGCACACAAUAGGUUUUGUAGAUGCUGAAGAUAUGAACAUUACAUCUGGAAAACAUAAGUACAGAAGUUGGUUGGGAUACUCAAAUAGCAAGUUAGCACAGGUAAAAUUUAGCAGCAUUUUUCAUAAGAGAAUGCCUGCAGAGGCUGGUGUCAAUAUUGUUUGUGCCUCUCCUGGGAUUGUUCACACAAAUGUCGCGAGGGAUCUCCCCAAGAUUAUUUUAGCUGCAUAUCAUUUCAUUCCCUACUUCAUAUUUGACCCUCAAGAAGGUUCAAGAAGUACAUUAUUUGCAGCAUCUGACCCCCAAGUUCCGGAAUACUGCGAGACAUUGAAGUCUGAAGAUUGGCCUGUUUGUGCUUGCAUUAACUACGACUGCAAUCCGAUGAAUGCCUCUGAAGAAGCACAUAACCUGGAAACAUCGCAUCUUGUAUGGGAGAAGACGCUCGAGAUGAUAGGUCUCCCACCAGAUGCCCUGGAGAAGCUCAUCGCAGGGGAACCUGUUCAGUGCCGUUAUGGACAACACAAGGCAGAGUAGGAAGGAUAUCUCAAAGCACAUGAUCAACUUGAUCCAGUUCAAUUUUUGCUUUUCGAACAUCAAUUCGAGUACCGUUAUUCUGCCAGUUUAGUGGUGGUUUCAUAUACUUGAUUAGAGUUGCAUACCAUGUUUCCCACAGUUAGCUAUUUUUCUACAAAAAAGAAUAGAGGGUCUCGAAACUGGGUUUGUUAUCGUGCAGCUUUGUGCGAAAUGUAGGGCUUUGAGUUGUAAAAACAUUUUUUUGGUGAUCACGUAGUACUGCUUUGGGCGUUAGUGACACAUUUUCAAUUUAUAUUACAAUUAACUUAUAUGCCUCUUGGAAA
Messenger RNA from Brachypodium distachyon (stiff brome), 1676 nucleotides. Its product is annotated as dehydrogenase/reductase SDR family member FEY. The coding region runs from base 130 to 1353 and encodes 407 amino acids. Lineage: Eukaryota; Viridiplantae; Streptophyta; Magnoliopsida; Poales; Poaceae. The record is from RefSeq and is a predicted model, not a curated record. The transcript is spliced from 8 exons.